Aspergillus pseudotamarii is the source of this 1283-nucleotide messenger RNA. RefSeq lists its product as uncharacterized. The coding region runs from base 168 to 1079 and encodes 303 amino acids. NCBI's taxonomy places the organism in Eukaryota, Fungi, Ascomycota, Eurotiomycetes, Eurotiales, Aspergillaceae. The record is from RefSeq and is a predicted model, not a curated record. The transcript has 3 exons.
CGACCCCGCUAGCGAAAUUUUCUUUUUCUUUUUUUCCCUCUUUCUAAAACCCAAUAUUCUUCUCUUCUCUCUCUCUCUCUCUCUCUGUUUUUCUCCGUGCCCUUCUCACCAAAAGCAAAAUUUAUCCAAAAUCUCUUUCUCAGUGAAGUUUCACUGUCUUUUGAAUCAUGUCGCGCAAAGACGACACCGUCACCGUCAACGUUGACGAUUUCACUAGAACCCGCGAUAGCGUGAUCGUUAGUCUCGCGCAACUCCAGGCGGCCGUCUCCAAGCUGUCGGAGGCUUAUAUUAACCAUGCGAACACCGUACUAAACCGUGGCCCGACGGUCGACAUUGGGAACAUCGCCAACAUCACUAACUCGCUCUAUGAAAGCGGCUUGCUGGGCGCCCUCGGCGGUGCUCGCGCUACUAGCCCCGGCGCAAAGUCCGAAGUGGGCGAGAAGAAGAAGCGCAAGCGCGCUCCCCCGGACCCCAAUGCGCCCAAGCGCGCCUUGACCCCUUUCUUCCUUUACAUGAAGCACAACCGUGCUGAGAUUGGCGAGGAAAUGGGUCCCAAUGCCAAGCCAAAGGAUGUCUCUGAAGAGGGUACUCGUCGCUGGGCUGAGAUGCCCGAGGAGGAGAAGGAGCACUGGAAGAAGAUUUAUGCGGACAAUCUUGCGGUCUACAAGGAGAAGAUGAAGGCCUACAAGGCUGGUCUUCCUUACAGUGAUGACGCAAAGGCCGCCAACCAGCUGCAACAGGAGGCGGACCGUGCGGAAACCACCCCUGCUGAAGAAGAGGAAGAAGAAGAAGAAGAGGAAGAGGAGGAAGAGGAGGAGGAGGAGCCCGAACCAGUCCGGGAGCCUACCCCUCCACGCGCUGGCAAGCGUCGCCGCAGCGAGGCUGCUAAAGCUGCCAAGGAGGCCGCCUCUCCUGCGGAUACCAAGAAGGCAUCACCUGAGAAGAAGAGGACGCGCACUCCCGCUUCGAGGGAAAAGAAGGUGCAGGAGGAGACCCCCGCAUCGACUCGCAAGGCGGCUGCGACGGAGAACAAGCGUGGCAAGAAGAAGCGCAAGAGCGAGGCUGCUGCUGACGAGUAAAGGUGAUAUUACGUGUACAUCUUUGGACAUUGUGGUGGUUGGAUUGCUGUACAGGCAUUUGGCGCAUCUAUGUUGUUUUUGGGAAUUGAACCGUACUCAGUGGUCCCUGUAACAUAUCGUGCUAUUUGCAGCCGGGUUACUGAUUAGUAGGUGCUCUGGGGUAGGGCAGUUGGGAGUCUUUUUUCUUUACAUUUUUUUUUUUUU